Tarenaya hassleriana is the source of this 1095-nucleotide messenger RNA. Its product is annotated as ras-related protein RABA2d-like. The coding region runs from base 214 to 867 and encodes 217 amino acids. The transcript has 4 exons. Lineage: Eukaryota; Viridiplantae; Streptophyta; Magnoliopsida; Brassicales; Cleomaceae. Gene Ontology annotation, molecular function: GTP binding; GTPase activity. Gene Ontology annotation, cellular component: endosome. The record is from RefSeq and is a predicted model, not a curated record.
AAAUUGAGAAGAAAAAUAAGUUUUCUAAUAAGAACCCGAAAAUUUCAACGGUUUGUCUGAAUUCUGGAAAAAUUGUUUGGGGGUGGUAAAAAGAAACGAAAACCCUUUGCAAAAGAAGUUUCGUCCUUUGCAGAUCUGAAGGGGGAAAUUCGCUUCUCGAGGAUCCGCCAUUUCUCCGGCGAAAAGGGUUGAUUGGGCUAUUGGAGAGGGAAAAUGGCGCAUAGGGUAGAUCAAGAUUACGAUUAUUUGUUUAAGAUCGUGUUGAUCGGUGAUUCUGGUGUUGGCAAAUCCAACAUCUUGUCUAGAUUCACCAGAAAUGAGUUUUGCCUGGAAUCCAAGUCCACCAUUGGCGUCGAAUUCGCCACCAGAACUCUUCAGGUAGAGGGAAAGACCAUCAAGGCGCAGAUAUGGGACACUGCAGGGCAAGAGCGGUAUCGGGCAAUCACCAGCGCUUAUUACAGAGGAGCAGUAGGUGCGUUUCUUGUCUACGACAUAACCAAGAGACAGACCUUCGAUAAUGUCCAGAGGUGGCUACGUGAGCUGAGAGACCAUGCGGAUUCAAACAUUGUGAUAAUGAUGGCUGGGAACAAAUCCGAUCUUAACCACUUGAGAUCAGUUGCUGAGGAGGACGGCCAGUCAUUGGCCGAGAAGGAAGGUCUGUCCUUCCUCGAGACAUCUGCCCUGGAAGCCACCAACGUGGAGAAGGCCUUUCAGACCAUUUUAACUGAGAUUUACCAUAUCGUCAGCAAAAAGGCACUGGCUGCACAAGAAGCAGCCGCUGCUAACUCUGCCAUUCCUGGUCAAGGAACUACCAUUAACGUAGAUGACGCAUCAGGAGUCACUAAACGUGGAUGUUGCUCUACUUAAGUUUUGGCUGAAGCGUUAUGGAAGACAAUGUAGAAUACUACUGCUUUCCAUUUACUCUCUCUUCGGUUGGGUUUGAGAUUCUGUAAACAAAAAAGAAAACUUGCCAGUAUACGUUAGAAUCUGCGGUGUUUCCUUUCCGAUGUCUUGUCUCUGUAUGUUCCAUUUCUUCUGGUUCACAGCAAGUGUACUGUGUUCAUUCUUUCUUCUUUCUGGAUUCGGUUUGGUUUA